Bubalus bubalis (water buffalo) is the source of this 5076-nucleotide messenger RNA. RefSeq names its product olfactory receptor 13C7-like. Gene Ontology annotation, cellular component: membrane. Gene Ontology annotation, biological process: G protein-coupled receptor signaling pathway. Lineage: Eukaryota; Metazoa; Chordata; Mammalia; Artiodactyla; Bovidae. Gene Ontology annotation, molecular function: G protein-coupled receptor activity; olfactory receptor activity. The transcript has a single exon. The record is from RefSeq and is a predicted model, not a curated record. The coding region runs from base 1819 to 2859 and encodes 346 amino acids.
ACAGGGAGGCCUGGCAUGCUGCAGUCCAUGGGGUUGCAAACUGUUGGACACUACUGAGCGGCUGAGCUGAACUGAUGAUUUCCGUUUUUCUUUCUUCUUCUGAAAUGAAUCUUUACAACUCUUCCCCAGUACUUCCUACUUAUUUUUUGUGUAAUAUUCUUACCUUCUCCACACACAACAGGUAGCAUGUCCUGUUGGAACUUCAGUUUCUAAAAAUGCUGUAGUUUUAGAUACAAGAACACUCAUCACUAUAUAUCACUUAUUUCUUUCCAGUGUCUUACCAUCUUCUUUGCAUCCAGAGAGUAAGUUCAAUUUUGACCUAAGUGUCACAGAUUACUACCAUGUCUUUCCAUCAGAUAUAGUCAAUUCUAAUUUUCAUGUCAAUGAAAAAUUACCUGGCUAGCAAUUCUAAAUUUGUACUUCCCAAAGGGUGUAGAAUCAGAUUUGUUUUGUGAGUUACAUAUUACAUAUUAGCAACUUUGUUUUAAUUGCUUCUAAGGGACUUCAUCCCCAAAGUACUAGAAAUUUUCUAAAUUCUACUCAAACCAGACUGUGAACUUUAAAUUGCUUUUGGGAUUAUAAACAUCCUCAAAGCAGCAAAGAUCUUAAGUUGUUUUGGUACUCCAUUGGCUGAUCCUUUACUAGUGAAAUAAAUGACUGUAAAAAGCUCUAGCUUUCAUUUUACUGAAAGUCAGUUCUGUUUUGCUAGUGGUUAGUUUCCUUUUUUUUCCGCAAUGUAGAAAUGACAGCUACUUUAUAUUAAUGAAAAAAAUGAUAAACAAAUAGUUCUUCUUUUAGUUGUUUUACUGAAUUUUACUGAAUUUACUGGGUUGGAAUUUAUGAGACUAGCCAUCUCAUAAAAAAGUAAGUCGACUCCUGUUUCUGUUUUAAUAUAAAAAUACUGAUACAAGUAAUUAUAACAUUUGCUAAUGUUUAAAAAUAUUUUAGAAUGACUCACCUCUCUUUAUUAUAGGUUUUCUGAAUAUGCAGUGAGAGGAUCAUCAGCAGAGCAGCUCUUAGAGCAGAAGUUAAGCUGCUAGAUUUCUGUGGAGGGAGAAGCUAUUUUCUCAGACAUGGAGGUAAAAGAGUAAAUUCCCUGUCCCUUAAAUCUUUCAGUUCAUAUAUAUAUCUUUUUGUUUCAACUGGAGAUUAUGACCGGUGCACUAAAGUUUUCUGAGAUCAACUUGUUAUUCUUUAUCUGGCAGGAAAAUAGAGUUACCUAGAUUUCCCAAUUUGUACCAAAAGAGACUAAGAAGAAUAAUUGUAUAUAAAAUAUUUUCUUUUAUAAGCAUUACUAAUGCCUUAAUUAAUAUUUUAGGAUAUUAUAGGUAUACAUUUCUCCUCAAAUUAGAAAUUACCAAACAUCCUUUUGCUAAAGAUGUAUCUUUUCAGUUUGUUUUUCUAGUCGCAAUCUAUUUGCAACUGAGGUUAUAUUACUGUUGACGCAGGAUUACACAUACCAUUUGAUUUUAGUAGCUGUAAAACAAUUAUUUUUGUUAUGGAAAACAUUAGUUGUAUUCUGGAAUGUUUGAUCAAAAUGUUAUGGUGACAUUGCAUUCAAAAUAAUUUCAAACUCAUAAUGUGAGACAUAAUUCUAACCCAGCUAUAUUUGUUCGGAAUCUCUUCUAAAAAGGGCCCAUUUUCUUUUCUUUGAAUUUAAGCCUUCUUCAUGAGUUCUGAAAGUCUAACUGAUUUUAGCUUAGAGGAUUUUAGCAUAUUCUUAUGCUAUCUGUGUAUCCAAUUAUAGGUUCACAUUACCCAUAAGGGAAACCACUUAAGGAUGCAAACAGCUCUUACAAACACUGCGAUAACAGAUCCAUGUAUUCCAACUGCUGCAGAAUUUCGUUUGUUGAAAGAAAAUGGGAAAGAUCAUUAGCUAAUGGAAAGACCAUUAAUAUGGGAAAGACCAAUCAGUCUUCUGUUACAGAGUUUGUCCUGCUGGGGCUUUCUGGCUACCCAGAGCUUGAAGCCAUUUAUUUCGUGCUGGUGUUAUUUAUGUACCUGGUGAUCCUGCUGGGAAAUGGUGUCAUCAUCAUUGUAAGUGUCUGUGACUCUCACCUGCAUACCUCCAUGUACUUUUUCCUCAGUAACUUAUCAUUCUUGGAUAUUUGCUACACCAGUUCUUCUAUCCCCUUAUUUCUCAGCAGCUUCUUAACUACAAAGAAGACCAUUUCCUUCUCCGGAUGUGGAGUACAAAUGUUUCUCUCUUUUGCUAUGGGAGCCACAGAGUGUGUCCUUCUAAGCAUGAUGGCAUAUGACCGCUAUGUGGCCAUCUGCAACCCUCUGAGAUACCCCAUCAUUAUGAGCAAGAAUUCGUAUGUGCCUAUGGCUGCAGGGUCCUGGAUUGCAGGGGGUGUCAAUUCUAUGUUGCAAACCUCUCUUGCAAUGCGGCUUCCUUUCUGUGGGGAUAAUGUCAUUAAUCAUUUCACUUGUGAAAUCUUGGCUGUCUUGAAAUUGGCCUGUGCUGAUAUCUCCAUAAAUGUUAUUAGCAUGGUUGUUGCUAAUAUGAUUUUUCUUGUGGUCCCAGUACUUUUUAUUUUCAUUUCCUAUGUUUUCAUUCUCUCUACCAUCCUGAGGAUUCCUUCUUCAGAGGGAAGGCGCAAAGCCUUCUCCACCUGCUCUGCCCACUUAACAGUGGUGAUUAUAUUCUAUGGAACCAUCCUCUUCAUGUAUGCAAAGCCCAAGGCUAAAGAUUCCUCUGGUGCAGACAAAGUCCAAGUCACAGACAAAAUCAUCUCUCUCUUCUAUGGAGUCGUGACGCCUAUGCUCAAUCCCCUCAUCUACAGUCUGAGGAACAAAGAUGUGAAGGCAGCUGUGAAGAAUAUACUCUAUCAUAAAUGCUUCUCAGGGGGAAAGUGAAUGUUGCUUUAAAAAAUUCAUUUACUCUGAAUGUAGGACUAGUUCUCACCUUUAAGUUCCAAAAUAAAUGUAAGGAUUGGUAGCACCAUUGAUUCUUGAAAUUCUCAUUUUUCUGUUCCUAGGGUCUAAAUGUGAGAGAAAUCUAAGGCCCACGUUCUUCAAGACUCUUAAAGAGAAAAGGGAAAGAAAUCUAUGGGUAGAAAAGAUUCUCAUCCAAACCACAGUUAGUUUAACUCUAGAAUGAGGAGUUCUAUAAUCUUAUGUAAACAAAAGUAGCAUUUAACUAGUUUAAACUCUUAUUUUCUAUGUGCAUCAAUUUUCUAGUUUCAAAACUUUCCUAGGAAGGUUAAGUACAAAGUGCCUUUUAAGAGUCAGAGUGCUACAUAAAUUCAGCACUAAAUGAUUCAUAAUGGGGUAGUGUUUGAAUUUAGAGAGGGAUGACCACUUUUGGAUGUUAGAUACCUGGCUGUGUGCAUAUCAUAGGAAAGAGUAGAAAAAUUAUGCUAUUUUUCCUAGAGCUGAUAUUCUGUUGCCUGCAAUCUGGCAAGCAUACUGCUGUACAGAGUUGUCUGAAGGAAUGUGAGGCUUUGUGCAUACAUCCCAACUGAUGAGGAAAUUUGGUCUAUUUUUGUUUCAACAGAUGAGCAGUGGUGACUUUGAGUGAAAAUUAUAAUUACUGUUAAGUGACAUAAAAAUUACUUAGUUUCUGAAGAACUUGGUUGUACAGUUCUCUGGGAACUUUGUAAUAAUGGAUUUAAAGUGUCACAGAUUAGGUGUUUUUACUGUUACACGAAUUUCCUGUAAAAUAUGAGCUUUCCAUUCUUUCAUUGAGUCAUCUCUUCCUUAAUUCAAUUAUUCAAUCAACCAGUGUUUACUGAGUAUCUACUUUUGACUUCCCUGGUGGCUCAGAUGGUAAGGCGUCUGUCUACAAUGUGUGAAAUACGGGUUCAAUCCCUGGGUCAGGAAGAUCCUCUGGAGAAGGAAAUGGCAAUCCACUCCAGUACUAUUGCCUGGAAAAUCCCAUGGACAGGGGAGCCUGGUAGGCUACAGUCCAUGGGGUCCCAAACAGUCAGACAUGACUGAGCGACUUUACUUAUUCACUUACUUACUUUGUUUCAGGCAUUAUGCUACCUGUUAGCAAUAUAUAUAUACACAUAAAUAUAUAUAUAUAUAUAUACACACACACAUAAAUAUAAAUAUAAACAACAUGGAAACAAAAACCAAAACAUCACCAAGGGGUCAUAAUCUUGUGGAAUAUAGACUGACUUGAACAAAAUAUGAAGAAUAUUUAAUAUUAAAUAUUUUCCCUCUCCACUAUUUUCUAAACUGGUUCCUUUGUUUGCAUUCAAAGGAAAUGAAAGGGUAGAAUAGGACAUUCCAAGAAGUCAGAUCUCUGAUACCCCCUAACCCUCUAGCUGGCUCUGCCUUUGUUUCAUAUGUUCUGUGUUUCUUCCUAUUUUAUUUGGGAAAAAUAAAAGUUGCUGGGAAAAGUUUUAAAACUACUAUGGUAUACUGUAGCAUCCAGUAAGAGUUGUAAGAAAGAACUGGAUACUUUUGGAUUGGUGUUUUAGAGGGGUCAUUUUGGAACUGCAGAGGAUGAAGUGGUAUAACUCCUGAUGAUAAAUUCCUUGGUCACUUUCACAUUUCUUGACCAGCCACUUGCCCUUACCUUGUUUUCCUUCCUGUAGGCUUUCAGGGUACUGAGAUCCACCCAUUUCCUUGCAGUUUUUAUUCCCAUCCUGAUUGGUUAUGGAACAAAGUUUCUCAAAUAACUUUCUUGAUUCAUUCUUUCCUUUAAAGUUUUACUUUAAUUAAUAGAGGCAACAGAGAAGAAAAAGAAGGUAGCAUGAAUAGGAACAUUCCACAGGUUUAGAAAAUCUUCCAGACUUUACCAGAAUUAGCUCUGAUAUAAGAGAACCAAUUUGACUCCUGAAUGAAAGUUUCUUUCCUCAUUCUUUCCUUAUAUUUCUGUUCCUUUCUUGGUUUUAAACUUCACUAAAUACUUACUGUAUGUUUUUUUUGUCACUGACUAACACUAUGCUCUGUAGUAUUUCCCCCUCAACUGUUCAGUAUUUACAUUAUUCUACCUUGUUCAUUCAGAUAUUUAUAUCUUUCCUUUUCUCCUUUGCUUUUUGCUUCUCUUCUUUUCACAGCUAUUUGUAAGGCCUCCCCAGACAGCCAUUUUGCUUUUUUGCAUUUCUUUUCCAUGGGGAUUGU